Wyeomyia smithii (pitcher-plant mosquito) is the source of this 1206-nucleotide messenger RNA. RefSeq lists its product as uncharacterized. The transcript has a single exon. Gene Ontology annotation, molecular function: nucleic acid binding. Gene Ontology annotation, biological process: DNA integration. Lineage: Eukaryota; Metazoa; Arthropoda; Insecta; Diptera; Culicidae. The record is from RefSeq and is a predicted model, not a curated record. Bases 1 to 1206 code for a protein of 401 amino acids.
AUGCCGUGUUUGGAUGAAAACGGCCUGAUGCGAAUGAGAACGAGAAUAGGAGCCUGCCAGUUUGCCACGAACGAUGCUAAAAAACCCAUCAUCUUACCUCGAAAACACCACAUCACUGCUUUAAUUGUGUCACACUACCAUGAGAAAUAUCACCACCACUAUCACGAAACUGUGAUCAAUGAAAUACGCCAAAAGUUUCAAAUCAGUCGUUUACGCACCUGCUAUUUUCAAGCUCGCCGAAACUGUCAAAGAUGCAAGAAUGACCAAACGUCACCGAAGCCACCCAUAAUGGCAGAUCUGCCUCCCGGUCGCCUUGCUGCCUUUUCACGCCCCUUUACGCAUGUGGGAAUUGAUUACUUCGGCCCAAUCGAAGUUGUCGUUGGCCGAAGAGUUGAAAAACGCUGGGGAAUGCUCGCCACAUGCCUCACCGUUCGGGCGAUUCACAUUGAAAUUGUUCACUCAUUAACCACCAGCUCGUGCAUUAUGGCAAUUCAGAAUUUCAUCGCUCGGCGUGGUCAGCCUAGAAACAUUUACAGUGACCGGGGAACGAAUUUUGUCGGUGCACAACGCGAGCUACAACAGCUUAACGAAUCCAUCGACCACGAUUUGAUAAUGCGCGAAUUUACGAACACCGAGACCGAAUGGGUGUUCAACCCUCCGCAAGCUCCACACAUGGGCGGAAGCUGGGAACGGUUGAUACGAACCGUAAAGGUAAACAUGAUGACCGUCAUUGCAACCAAGAGACCAAGAGAAAUCGAGAAUACCGUGAACUCGAGACCACUAACGCAUGUUCCAGUAGACGAUGAUUCCGGCCCGGCUCUUACACCUAACCACUUUCUGCUGGGGUCGUCGAACGGUGUAAAGCCCCUAGUGACUCUGGACAGCAGCGGACGUGUACUGAAGCAGAAUUGGUGCUGCUCACAAAUCAUCGCGAACCAGUUUUGGAAACGAUGGGUCAACGAUUAUUUGCCAGAGAUUACCCGUCGCUCAAAAUGGUUUCAUCCCGUGAAACCCAUCGUCGCUGGAGAUGUAGUGGUUAUCGUGGAUCCCAAGCUUCCACGAAACUGCUGGCCGAAGGGAAAAAUAAUCAGCGCAACUCCUAGCCGAGAUGGCCAAGUCCGAGUUGCAACCGUACGUACCGCUAAUGGAGUGUAUCAGCGACCCGUCACACAAUUGGCAGUUCUGGACGUUCAGCGCGUCGAAUAG